GAGUAACGAGCGCGCUUGAUUCAAAAUGGGCAGAACGGUUUCGUGAACUUGAAGAAUUGGAAAUUAAUAGAAGAGAAGAGCUGAACAAGCAGAUGAGGGAGGCAAGGCUUAAACUAGAGAAAGAAAUGCAUCAGGCGAGAAUUGAGCAUGAGAUGGCUAUGAAGAAACGGGAAAUACAACGACGUCGAGAUGAGCUUCGGAAGCUUGAAGAAGAAGUUUUUGGUAAUGAUAUUGAACAUCAACUGUCGGACAGGGAAAGUAGUAGUAACGCUCGUGAACCAGAUAAAAACCCAGUCCAGCAACCUUCAACCCCAAUCGACAGAAGCAGUUUAAGUCAGCGCUUGGCGAUACCUCCUACCGGAAAUUGUGUACCCCAAGAAAGUAUAAUAACCAGUGGAACUGGAUGUCAAACUCAGCAAAGCUUGCAACGAGACAAUUCGUCGCAGUUACAAUAUCUAUUAGAGAAGCAGCAGAUUACGAUGGACGAAGUAGUGAAGGGAUUAAGAAUGCCUCAAAGGGAAUACAUGAGUUUUGAUGGCGAACCUCGCAACUUUCCGUUGUUCAUGAAGAAUUUUGAAGUGAAUGUCGAGAGUAAAGAAAGUAAUGAUGCAGAUCGACUGAAUUACCUUAUUCAGUAUUGUAAAGGAACAGCAAGACAAGCGAUAGAGCAUUGCAUCAUUAUGCCUCCGGAUCAAGGAUACAAGCGUGCUAAGGAAAUCCUGAGAAAAAACUUUGGUCGAAAUCACAUCGUAACCCAAGCAUUCCUUGAGAAAGUCUUGAAUGGACCGCCAAUUAGAGUAAACGAAGCCGAGAAAUUGUCGCAGCUAGCAAGAGAUAUGGAAACGUGUCUCCUUGGUUCUAUUCAGUUAGGAAAUCGGGCAAGUAUCAAUUCGAUGGACACUCUGGGAAGGGUAGUUAGCCGCCUUCCAAUGCAUCUCAAGUCAAAAUGGGCUGAUAAAGCAAGCCAUAUGUACGACAAUCACAUCACACCAGAUUUCUCUCAUUUAACUGAAUUCAUACAAUCCCGCGCAGCCGUGGCUAGUACGUACUUUGGUCAAAUGAUUACCUCGAAAAAUGAAACCCGAAAGGAUGGAACUGACAGAUUGAAGAAGAAAUCCUUCUUGUUUAGUGGGAAUAGCACAAACUUAGCAACUCACAGCCAGAGAAUAUUUGACAGUAGUGAAUCAAAGGGAAGAAAUUUAUCCUGCGUACUAUGCAAAGGCACACACCAUCUUGAACGCUGUCACAAGUUCAGGGCUCAAAAUCUUCAGCAACGACAAGACCUAGUAAAGACGCACAAAGUUUGUCAUGCUUGCUUGAGCCCAGGACAUUUCGUGAAAGACUGCAGAGGUGCCCGCAUAUGCGGUGUUGAAGGUUGUCAGAGAAGGCACCAUCCUUUGUUACACUCAUCCGAAAUAAAGGCUAAGGAUUCUAAAUCAAGUGAAAGGAGUAAUCCAAAUCCUGAACCAUCUGAAAGCGACAGCCAAUCCAAAGCACUCCCAACGUCUGGAGUUGGCGCGACAAAUUCAUCAUAUAGCAGUUGUCGUAUAGGUUUGCAAGUUAUUCCAGUUAAGGUCAGCGCACCCUAUGGUAGUCGUGUGAUAGAAACUUAUGCGUUCUUAGACAGCGGCUCCAACACAACCAUGUGCUUAACCAGUUUAGCUGAAGAUCUUGGAGCCGAUUGCUCACCCAUCGAAUUCACGUUAGCGACUGUUUCAGGCAGCCACAAAAGUAAGGGUCAACAGUUAUCUCUCGAUGUGGUUGGAGUAUCCACGGGCAAAGGUGUCAGACUAGAUAAAGUUUGGACGACCAACACUCUUCCUGUUGCUCUAGAAAGUAUUCCCACGAACACUGAUGUAAAAGGGUGGUCUCACCUUAAAGGCGUUAAUCUAACCGAUUUAGUGGAUAAGAAAGUCACUAUCCUUAUUGGAAGUGACGUUCCCGAAGCUCUUGGCCCCCUUGAAGUGCGUUCUGGGAAAAGAAAUCAACCCUACGCAAUACGGACAAUCCUCGGUUGGACGGUGAUGGGACCUCUGAAGGAAAACCUUAUCAAGAAGCUCAGAUGA
Molecule: messenger RNA, 2066 nt
Organism: Xenia sp. Carnegie-2017
Lineage: Eukaryota; Metazoa; Cnidaria; Anthozoa; Malacalcyonacea; Xeniidae
Exons: 1
Coding region: 93-2066 (657 amino acids)
Source: RefSeq, a predicted model, not a curated record